CAGGUCAAACAGAGUGCAUCGUCAGCCAAGUCAAGUGAAGUGAUAAGAACAAUAAUAACGGUGAUUUUUUUGAAAUCAAAGCAAAUAAGAAUCGAACGAAAAUCAGCGGAGUUUAUUGAUACUCAGUUGUGAUAAGUGAAGAUUAUUUUUUCAUCAAACCCCAACAAACACACACAAACAAAAGCUCAAAAAUGGUCUCAUCCGUUCGUCAAGUACUCAUUUUGGUCGCCGUCGUUGCUUUGUUGACAGCCAAUGUCAGUGCCAACAAUUCCAGACCUCCUCGCAACAAUGACAUAUCGAAUAUGGCCGAUGCCAUGAAAUAUUUGCAGGAUUUGGAUACCUACUAUGGUGAUAGGGCACGUGUCAGGUUCGGCAAGAGAAUGCCCCUGAUCCAAAUGUUGAGAAAUCACUUCACCAACGAUGGUGAAUUAAUGGGCCAUCCCUUGGAUAUGUCCAAUGCGGAAGAGCCCUUCUAAAUAUUCAAAAAGGAAAUGCGAAUUAAGCAACAACUACAUAUCUCCCCCCUUAGUGACCACACACGAAGCUACUACAUACAUAUAUACGUCUUUCCAAAAAAAAAAAAUAAAUAAAACAAAAAUAAAUAUCUCACCUGUAAAUAAUGCAAUGGAAACGAAGCAAACAUUAAUAUUACUAUUAUUAUUACUAAAUGUAUUUUGAAUAUUUAUUUUGAAGUAACAGUUUAACACUGAAUUUUCAUUGUAAAACUAUGGAGCAACUUAUAUUGGAAAAUAAUAAAAAAAAGAAAAUAAAAUAAAAAUUCGAAAAUAAUAUACAAAAGAUAA
This is a messenger RNA of Musca domestica (house fly), 803 nucleotides long. Its product is annotated as neuropeptide F. Lineage: Eukaryota; Metazoa; Arthropoda; Insecta; Diptera; Muscidae. The record is from RefSeq and is a predicted model, not a curated record. The coding region runs from base 192 to 476 and encodes 94 amino acids. The transcript is spliced from 3 exons.